AUGGGUAAUAAUGUUGAAAAAGAAUUGAAACAUAAUGAACGUAUACGUCAUCGUCAUCAUCAUCAAAGUGAACCAAGUCCAUUUUAUUGUGCAUGUCGUAAUGGUAAUGUAGAAACUGUUCGAACAAUGUUACGUACUAUUUCUUAUAAAGAUUUAAAUCGAUUAGAAUUAAAUGGUAAUGAUCCGCUUCAUGUAGCUUCAUUCUAUGGUCAUAAAGAAAUUGUUCGUCUUUUAUUACAUGAACGUGGUUGUGAUCGAUCACAACGAAAUCGUUAUGGUCAAACGGCUUAUGAAGUAGCAAAAAACGAUGAAAUUCGACAAUUAUUUCAUCGACCAUUAAAUAUUAAUCGAUUUUGUGAUAAUAAUCAACAAAGAAAUAAUAAUAAUCAACAAACAUUUUCUAUUGUUUCUUCUCAAUCAGAACAAACAGGAGAUAAUCAUGAUGAUGAACCAAUACCUUCGAAAUGGAUUAAACUUUAUCAAAACGACAAUGAAAUAUUUAAAGAAAUUCAUUAUCUUGGUAAAGGUAAACGUUUACUUCGAUCAAAAUUCGGACGAUAUAUUGUUGGUCAAGGUGCAAAAUAUCAAGGUGAUACAGAACUUAAUGAUUAUGAAAAUUUAAUUGGUUAUUUGACUGAUCGAUCAUAUCGUGUCAAUAAAAUUCGUAAAAUACUUGAUAAUGUAGUAUCAAAAGAACAUUAUCAAUAUGAUAGAUGUUGUGAUCUAUUAUCAAAAUAUUCUCAUGAUGGAAAUGUUGAAUCAUUAUUGACACUUUAUUCACUUGAAACACCAUUUUAUCAUGCAUUAAGUAAUGAUAUAGGUCCAUUAAAAUGGCCAUUAUUUUUAAAUCUUUCCAAUUUAAAACAUCGAUAUUUUCAAGGUCAAUGUUAUCGUGGUAUAAUAAUGACAAAUGAUGAUUUACAAUCAUAUUAUUCGGCAUUACAUAAUAAAGGAAGUUUUAUACGAACAAAUACAUUUUCAUCAACAUCAACUGAUCGUCAAGUAGCAGAAAGUUUUCAUCAAAUAUCAUUAUCAUCUAACAAUAAUAUAAGUAUAUUAAUGCAUUAUCAUUUUCCUCAACCAUGUGAUCAAGCAAUUUAUUUAGGAUCUAUUAAUAAAUCUCACUUAUCAUGUGUAUCAGAAUAUGAAAAUGAAUCUGAAGUUUUAAUAUUACCUCGAACAUUGUUUAUUGUUAUUAAUAUUUAUGAUGUUACGACAACCGAUGAAGAACAACAACAACAAAGAGAAUAUACAGUAAUUCAUUUAGAAAAUGUUUUACAUGCUAAAGAAUCAUUAGUGAGUUCAUUAAAAUUUCUUGUAUCAAAAACAGAACAAAAUGAAAUGGCACUUUAUUAUAAUUCUAUUACACAAGCAGAAGAAGGAAAUAAUACUAGUAAAACGAUCGAGAUUUAA
Rotaria sp. Silwood2 is the source of this 1413-nucleotide messenger RNA. The record is from the annotation of a GenBank genome assembly. Lineage: Eukaryota; Metazoa; Rotifera; Eurotatoria; Philodinida; Philodinidae.